This is a messenger RNA of Drepanopeziza brunnea f. sp. 'multigermtubi' MB_m1, 2808 nucleotides long. RefSeq lists its product as uncharacterized. The record is from RefSeq and is a predicted model, not a curated record. Gene Ontology annotation, cellular component: cytoplasm; microtubule; membrane. Gene Ontology annotation, molecular function: microtubule binding; GTPase activity; GTP binding. NCBI's taxonomy places the organism in Eukaryota, Fungi, Ascomycota, Leotiomycetes, Helotiales, Drepanopezizaceae.
AUGAGCGGGCGGCUCUUGUCAGCCAGGCUGUUGCCUCUCGCCCAGCGAGGCAACAUUGUAUCAGCAGGCCGUCAGUUCCAUCACCACCCAGCAUCUUCCGCCGGCGGUCUUCUCAAGACACAUUCGGCAGUCAGGGCAGCACGAAGACAGACCUGGCCGGCAGGGAAUACCGCCUUCUCUAACGCAGUCAUUGUCCGCAACGCCUCUUUCGUACGGAUACUUCCGAAACUGUUGCUCAAAUUCGCAAGGAUACCGGCUUUGUUUGGUGGUGCUACGAUUGCUGGACUGGCCUAUGUGCAGUAUCAGGCUCAACAGGCCGGGAACUACGCCCUCGAUGUCUUCAACACCACAAAGGAAACUGUAACUGGAGCUGCUGAAGGGUUGUUUGGCGGGGCAAAGGGUAUCGCAGAUCAGACACGGCAAGGAUGGCAAAAUACGAAAGAGCAAGUUGAGUUGCCGGAAUGGUUGCAGAAAGUACUGCGGAUCCAUGAGGAGAUUGGGGAGGGGCCGGGUGGAGAGGGCGAGAAGGGAGGACCCGGAGGCGAGUCGCCAAAUAGAAGCAAGCUAGGGGCUACUGCUGGUGGAGGAACUGCUGCUGCAUAUGGAUACGACCAGGCCAAUGAGGAAGACCCCAGGACUGGACAGGAGACGGCAAGAGACGACCAGAUGAUGGUUCUGACCAAGAAAAUGAUCGAGAUUCGGAGAAUAUUACAGACAGUUGGACAAUCGGACACCUUGAACUUGCCCUCGAUUGUGGUGAUUGGAUCUCAAUCGUCAGGGAAGAGUUCAGUGUUGGAAGCUAUAGUUGGACAUGAAUUCUUGCCAAAAGGAUCGAAUAUGGUUACCCGGAGGCCGAUCGAGUUGACGCUUGUGAACACGCCUGAUUCACAGGCGGAAUAUGGGGAGUUCCCAGCUCUAGGUCUAGGCAAGAUCUCAGACUUUUCGCAUAUUCAACGAACCUUGACGGAGCUCAACUUAGCAGUUCCAGAUUCCGAAUGCGUCUCCGAUGACCCAAUUCAACUGACUAUUUCGUCUCCUUACGUACCCGACCUGUCACUUAUCGACCUUCCUGGUUACAUUCAAGUUGUUGGUCAUGAUCAACCGAUAGAAUUGAAGCAGAAGAUCUCUGAUCUUUGCGACAAGUACAUUCAACCACCGAAUGUUAUUCUUGCUAUCUCGGCAGCAGAUGUCGAUCUGGCGAAUUCCACAGCUCUCCGAGCAAGUCGGAGAGUGGAUCCGAGAGGAGAGCGCACCAUUGGGGUAGUAACGAAGAUGGACUUGGUGGAUGCUACAAGAGGCGCGGCAAUCCUCAACGACCGAAAAUACCCCCUGAGACUCGGCUAUGUUGGUGUGGUAUCACGUGUGCCCCCCCAAACAAGCGGCCUGUUCAAGAAAGGUAGCGAAGGCAUUGCUUCAGCGAUUGCAAAGAAUGAGCACUCUUUCUUCUCUUCACACCCUCUCGAAUUUGGGCAAGAUGCCGGCGUAGCCGUGGGAACAACAACGCUGCGCAAGAAGCUGAUGCAAGUCCUCGAACAAAAGAUGGCUGCGAGUCUACAGAGCACGGGCGAUGCCAUCCGCCAAGAGCUAGAAGAAGCGACUUAUGAGUUCAAGGUCCAAUACAACGAUCGGCCCCUUUCAGCAGAGUCAUAUUUGGCUGAAAGCUUGGACGCUUUCAAGCACUCGUUCAAAGAGUUUACAGAAAGCUUUGGACGGCCACAAGUCCGAGAAAUGCUCAAAGAGGAGCUGGACCAACGAGUCCUUGACCUCCUCGCAUCUAGAUACUGGAACAAGCCAGUAACAAACCUCUCCCCCCCGCCUCCCGAACCAGACUCCCUUGUAGAUCUACCUAACGCUGAUCCCGAAUCUCUCUACUGGCACCGUAAACUCGAUGCCUCCACCUCUGCCCUUACGAAACUCGGUAUCGGCCGUCUAGCAACAACAGUUGUAGCGAACGCCCUCCAAUCCCACGUCGACCGCCUCAUCUCCCAAAGCACAUUCGCAUCCCACCCUUUUGCUCGCCAAGCCAUCACCGAAGCUGCGUCCGGAAUUCUCAAUGAGCGAUUCUAUAGCACCUCUGACCAAGUAGAAAACUGCAUCAAACCUUACAAAUUCGAAAUCGACGUCGAAGACGGUGAAUGGGCACGAGGCAGAGAAAAUAUAGCAGACGUCUUGAAAAAGGAACUCCAAGCUUGCGAAGAAGCUGUGAAAGAUGUCGAGAAAUCCGUAGGCGGGAAAAGAAAAUUGAAGGAUGUCAUGUUCUUCGUUGAUAAAGCGAGGAAAGGCGAAGUAGAAGUUGUUGCCGAUGGUGCAAGUGGUGCCGGUGGCUACUCGUCGGACUUGUUGCAACGAGGCCGCGAAGCAACUUUCCUCCGCGACCGAGCCCAACUUCUGCGUAUGCGCCUCACAGCCCUCCGCUCUAAACAAUGCUCCUCUCCCUCUUCCCGCUACUUCUGUCCGGAGGUCUUCCUCGACGUCGUCGCCACCAAGCUCACCUCCACCGCAGUCCUGUUCCUCAAUGUCGAGCUCCUCUCAGAAUUCUACUACAACUUCCCGAGAGAGCUGGAUGUUAGACUUGGCAGGGGACUGACGAAAGAGGAGGUGGAGCGGUUCGCGAGGGAGGACCCGCGGGUGAGGGGUCACCUGGAGGUUAUCAGGCGGAAGGAGUUACUUGAGCUUGUGCUGGACAAGAUGGAGGGCUUGAAGGAGCUAGAGGUCGAGGAGAGGGGGAAGAAAAGGGGGAAGGGGGUGGAUGACCCCGUGAGCAGGGGAAAAGAGGGAGUAGCGAGGAAGGGAUGGGGUUUAUUUUAG